Molecule: messenger RNA, 5662 nt
Organism: Stegostoma tigrinum
Lineage: Eukaryota; Metazoa; Chordata; Chondrichthyes; Orectolobiformes; Stegostomatidae
Product: sphingosine-1-phosphate transporter SPNS2-like
Exons: 13
Coding region: 69-1652 (527 amino acids)
Biological process (GO): lipid transport; transmembrane transport; sphingosine-1-phosphate receptor signaling pathway
Cellular component (GO): membrane
Molecular function (GO): transmembrane transporter activity; sphingolipid intramembrane carrier activity
Source: RefSeq, a predicted model, not a curated record
UGCAGUUUUAUCUCUGCCGUAGGUGUCUCUCUCUCUCUGAGUGGUGUGGUGUGUGUGAGAGUGUGUGUAUGUAUAUUUCUGCGGAGCUCCGCAUCAAUUACACUGAAACUGACAUCCCAGCCCCCAGCUCCUGCAGCCCCAGACCUCUCUCCUUUGGGAAUAUGUGUGUGGAGAAAGAGACAUCAGACUGUCCCCUCUCCGGCUCCUCGGACGAGAUCCGGAGCCUGAACGGCGCUCCGUCCUCCUCCUCCGCCGCAGAUACGCCAUUCAGCCCGGCGGAGAAAUUCCGGGCUUUGUACCGCCUGCGCCCGCACAUCGCCGCCGGGGUGCUCAGUUUCGGCUAUGUGGUGAAUUAUAUGGACCGCUUCACAGUGGCAGGUGUACUGGCAGACAUCCAGAGACACUUUGGGGUCAGCGACAGUAAAUCCGGACUGCUGCCUACAGUUUUCAUCUGCAGCUUCAUGGUGGCCACCCCUAUCUUUGGUUUUCUUGGUGACCGCUUCAACAGGAAGUUCAUUCUGAGCUGUGGGAUAUUUUUCUGGUCAGCAGUCACCCUGAUCAGCUCCUUCAUCACUAAGCCGAACUUCUGGCUCUUUCUCAUCUCGAGAGGUCUGGUCGGGUUUGGUGAGGCCACCUACUCCACGAUCGCUCCCACCAUCAUCGCCGACAUGUUCACCAAAGACACCAGAACCUGUAUGCUGUCCUUCUUCUACUUUGCUAUCCCGCUGGGAAGUGGACUUGGCUACGUUCUGGGAUCCUGUGUGACACAGGCGUCUGGAGACUGGCACUGGGCACUGCGGGUGACCCCAGCCAUGGGCUUCGCCGCAGGAACCCUCAUCAUCCUACUGGUCCCCGAGCCAAAGAGAGGGGCUGCAGAGCAGCAGCUGGUGCAACUUCGAGCCAGUACCUCCUGGACCAAAGAUAUGAAGGCCGUGGUGAAAAUCCCGAGCUUUGUGUUCUCCACUCUGGCCUCAGCCUCUGUGUCCUUUGCCACUGGUGUACUGGGCGUGUGGAUCCCACUGUACCUGUUCCGGGCAGAGGUUGUUCAGAAGAACAUUGAGCCGUGCACUGCGGAGCCAUGCAGCGGCAGAGACAGCUUGAUAUUUGGAGCGAUCACUUGUGUGACGGGCUUCCUCGGACUGAUCGUGGGGGUCGCAGCGACCAGGUGGUACCGGACAAAAAGCUCCCGAGCUGACCCGCUGGUCUGUGCGUUUGGAAUGCUGAGCUCGUCCAUAUUCAUCAGCCUCAUCUUUGUCUUUGCCCGGUUCAACAUCGUGGGAGCCUACAUGUGUAUAUUCAUCGGAGAAACCCUCCUGUUUUUGAACUGGGCCAUUACAGCAGACAUCCUAAUGUAUGUGGUUAUUCCAACUCGUCGCUCGACAGCAGUGGCCUUGCAGAGUUUCACCUCUCACUUGCUUGGAGACGCGGGCAGCCCUUAUUUAAUUGGGGUUAUCUCGGAUGUGAUCAGACACAGUAAGCCCGACUUGGAUCUGUGGGAAUUCCUCAGCCUGGGCUAUGCUCUGAUGCUGUGCCCAUUUAUCAUUGUCCUGGGAGGGACCUUCUUCUUGGCUACAGCCCAUUUCAUUGUGCAGGACCGUAACAGAGCACACCAACAGGUGGAAGAGAUGAGGCUGGUUUCUGUGAAAGUCUGAGCAAGAGUUAUGGAUGGAGCGGGUCAAAAUGCCUCACAAAUCGACGACUUUUUGCCUUCAAGUGGCCGUACGGUUUCUCAUCGCCAUGAGACUGGACCUUCCAACCUUUUUGGGGGGGGGGGUGGUGUGAAGUGAGGAAUCUCCCAAGGGAACGGCACAACUUUGAAAAGGCACUCAACUGUAUGGAACCUCUCCGCCAGCCAGACACGACACUCAAUCCCCUUCACCUUGUGGAAAUCCCUGCCUAAGAGCAAAGUCUUAACAAUCCGUGUUGGCUUCUGUGUUUUUUUGUGACUCCCCCCUCCACCAGGUUGUGCGUCAAGGGCUGACCUCAGUAGUUGGAGCCAACAUGCCCAGCUCCAGCCAAACAGAAUGCUCCAAACUCUGAUUUGGCAACGUUGGGGGAUGGGUUUCAUCCACGCCACGGCGCGUGCAGCUUCUGAGACAUUGGAUAUUAUCACUUUUUCGUUUAAUGCCUGUGGUUCGGAAUCAUCACUUGGAUGUGACUAAAGCCUAGUUGGAAUAAUGGGUGAAAUGUCCUCACCUGAGACUACCACAUAUGAAACAGUCAACGGGGAGAUAUUGCCCUUAAAUGAGAGAGACAGCACUUUGAGCUUUUCUAGAGUAGGAUGCUGCUUUCCUGUUAUGUUUUGAGGUGGUAUUAGCAGUAUAUAUAUUAACUAGUGAAUUGAAUUUCACCUUUAAGCUGUAUUGGAUAGUAAUUUCUUUUUGUAUUCAUGCCAGUGAUAUGCACAUUAGCAAAGUAACCACUGGCUUAUGGAUAUGCACUAAAAAUCCCCUGAAAUGAAGAUGCUCAAAGCAAUCCUGAACUCUUUCCUUCUGCACCCACUUUCUAAACUUAAAUCACACUGACGCCAAUGUGAAAAGCUCAAGGACUGGGGGAUGGAAAAGUGAAAUGCAGCACUCGGUCGUGUCAACUCCCUUUGGACACAGCAACAAACUUGCCCCCAUCCUUGUUAUUCCUCAAGAUUUUCCGACAAGGCAUUUCUAGCCAGUCCUCAACCCUCUGCUCUUCAAUUGCAAGUGAAGGAUCCACGACAGAAACUGACCUGUGCAUCUCUCAACAAUUCCCCCUUCAUGUCCGUCACAAAGCCUCUUUGGCCAGGCAACUAUCUAGCAAGUUCCCUGUUUGCAAUCUAUUUCCCCGAGAAAGCCCCCCACCCCCACCCCGUUCUCACACAGCGACUAGUUGGGGUGGAAACCUGGUGGAGCCGGUUCAAUUGAGGCAUUCAAGAGGCCACUGUUUUUACUUUAAAUAAUUGCCCAGGGUGCAGGACAUUGGCAGAAAAUUAUAAUACUUUGAGAGGUGGUGUGGGCAUGAUGGACUGAACAGUUUCCUCCUCAUAGGAUUCCACAGUUCAUUCAGCCCAACAAGUCCACACUGGCCCUCCCACCCAGACCCAUUCCCCCCUUGUAACCCUGCAUUUCCCAUGGUUAAUGCACCUAAUCUACACAGCCUGGACAUUAUAGGCUAUUCAACAUGGCCAAUCCACCUAGCCUGCACACCUUUGACUGUGGGAGGAAACUGGGGCACCCCGAAGGAAACCUGCACAGACACGGGGAGAAUGUACAACUCCACACAGACAGUCGCCCGAGGCUGGAAUCGAACCCAGAUCCCUGGCGCUGUGAGGCAGCAGUGCUAACCACUGAGCCACUGUAUCAGCUGAAGAUGGAAUUGCAUUGGAGUGCCACUUUGCUGCCAUGUGAUUUAGAAUCAACCAAUUAUCUUUGCAAAGCAGCUGCCUUUUUUAAAAAAAAUCUUCCCUGGUUGCCUCUCAUUUCUUCCCUCCAUAAGUGUCUCCUGUGAAACAUUUCCCACCAUCGUCAUGGACUUGAAUGUCUUUUUGAAGACUCCCAGGUAGCUUAGGCAUGUACAGGUGUGCACCACAGGUAAUGUGUCCACCAACUGUAACAUCCAGAAAUGAUUUGCAUGCAGAAGCAGCUCACUAAAAUAACUUACUGGAGAAACUGGCCUCUCUGGAAUGUACCAGUCACAUGAAUCGCUGCUGUUUCUCGUAGACUGGGUGUUAACUGCUAGGCAAAACUUGUACUCUUUCCUAUGUACUUUUACACAUUGACUCACCUCAUGGCAUUACCAUAGCAACAGCAGCCUCUUGGUAAAAAUAAAAAGUGGCAGGUGUGAGAAUCCACCAGGAUAAUUUAUAAAAAUGUCCUGUUGGCAACGUUUAUCCCAGAUCUCCUCAAAACUCUGCCCAGCUUCUUAAUGAGCCAUAACAGCACCUUCUAAACUCAUAAUCUUUAUCAUCUGGAAGGACAAGGGCAGCAGAUACAGGGGAGUUGAAAAGUUCCAAGCCGCUCACCAUCCUGACUUGGAGAUAUAUCGUUGUUCCCUCAGUGCCACUGGGUUAACAUCCUGGAAUCCUUUCCCUUAGGACAUGGUGGGUCAACCUACAGCCCAUGGACUGCAGUGGUUCAAGAAGGCAGCUCACCACCACUUUCUCGAGGGCAACUAGGGACGGGCAAUAAAUGCUGGCCCAGCCAGUGACCCCUACAUCCCAGGAAUGAAUAUAAAAUGAAUCUAACCUCUGAAGCCACUAGGCUGUUACUGUCCUGAGUCUUGUUCAUCAAUGCCAGGAGCUUAAGUUAAAGUCAUCCACCAAAGGCAAUAGCGGCCAAAUUUUGCCCAACAAGGGUCUAGGCCCGAAACAUCAGCUUUCCUGCUCCUACGACACUGCUUGGCCUACUAUGUUCAGCCAGCUCUAUACCUCGUUAUCUCACUUGUUGAAAGCUUAAUUCUCAAAAUAUAUCAGAUAAUUCUAGGGUAUUGAAGUGAGUAGAAUCCAGUCACUUGCUGACAAGGGAGAAGGCACUGGUGAAUCCAUCACUUGCACUCAAAGAGCCAAAAGUGAUUUUGUUUAAUAUGAAUGGAAGGGGUGUGACGUGUAACUUGCAUCGAGUUUUGCCUCGGGCCUUCUAGAGAAUGUGCAACUUUUUAAAAAAGACACAUUAUAUUAUAGGUUAUUGGGAUAAGCAGGUAACUGAAGGUUCUGGAAGCUGAGGAAUACUUGGCAGCUGGGAUAAGUUGAUAGAUUACAGGAUGUGACAGUCAAUCAAUGGUUUCAGAAGCUACUUAAAAACUCACAUCACAAUGGCCUAACAACUGAUAAAAGAUGCAGGAAAAUAUGGAGCAAGUGCCAUUAUUAAAACUGGCGCUGUCCAACACAAACUGACCCACAGAAACUGCCGUGGCCACAGUGUUUCAGCCCCAUGUGGUAGAAAAUGCUGUACACUGAACAAAGAAAAGCAUUUCACAUGUGGAUAUUUGCUUACACCUCAACUCAAAAAAAAACUGACGUUUUCCAAACAAAUAUAAAAAAAGCCAAAGGUUCAUUGGUGGGCUCAGUGCCUGAGAGAUCAUCUAACCAAUAAUUACACUAUAAAAUUGCAUUUAGUGGCUAACGUGAUGGACAACACUGAGCUAAACCAGUCAGACAGCCAGUAUCAUUAAAGGAAAUUUCAGAUUAAAGUCCAAUUUCAAGUUGUGGGCUAUGAUUUCAUACAGUGUGAUGCGAGCGAUUGAAAUUAUUAACAACACGUGGCUUUCCCUCCCACAGUUAUCAUUGCAAUACUCAAGCUUUAAUUAUGGAACUUAACCAGUUUGCAAGUUAAAUGUACUAUCAGAUGCCAAAAAUGGUUUGUUCACUGGAAAUAUAAGUCUUUUCCCUCUCCUUCAAAACUCACAUUUGCUGCUGCCUGAUAUUCUCAACAACUGAACCAUAUAUGAUGGUUGAUUGUGUGUUGAACCUUUUUUCUGCGUAAUAUGCAUUUGUUCCUGUGUAAAUUCCAUCCGCACUGUUCAAGUGUCUGUGAUUUCUUGUCAAACAAGAACUUUUUUCUAAAAAAAAUCUAUUUUAUCUGAUUAUUCCAGAUAUAUUUUAUUGUUUAAAGGCAAAGUAUAUAAAUUAUACACAAGAAUAUAGCUCAAAUGUAUCUAUAAAUCAUGUAAAUUAAUAAACUAUUUGAAUGCA